Messenger RNA from Mangifera indica (mango), 1105 nucleotides. Its product is annotated as deoxyuridine 5'-triphosphate nucleotidohydrolase. Gene Ontology annotation, biological process: dUMP biosynthetic process; dUTP catabolic process. NCBI's taxonomy places the organism in Eukaryota, Viridiplantae, Streptophyta, Magnoliopsida, Sapindales, Anacardiaceae. Gene Ontology annotation, molecular function: magnesium ion binding; dUTP diphosphatase activity. The transcript is spliced from 3 exons. The record is from RefSeq and is a predicted model, not a curated record. The coding region runs from base 141 to 803 and encodes 220 amino acids.
CCGGUUAAAUUUGCAGGAACAAUACGGUUGCUCGUACUCCAUCAGGGUCUUUCUUGUAUAAGUUAUUUGCAGUCCAAAAUUUAUUGCCAGCGGCUGUGCAAGGUGCGUACUGUAGUGUGUUCAGCGCACAUAGAGGAGAAAUGGCGGGAAGGUUUGGCGCCUUCAGUUUUGGAAAAUCACGAGUCCGGGGUUUUUCUCUAUAUAAUUAUCCGCCGAGGUCCCUUUUCUCUCAUUAUCCAAAUCCUUUGCGAUCGCCAAAAUUUGUUUUCAAGAUGGCUCAACCAGAGGUACAAAACGGCAGUCCAGAAGUCAAAGAGCCAUCUCAAAAGAUCCCGAAACUCGAUCAAAACGGUGUUCACGAAGCUUCGCAAAGCGGUGGUUCUCUUUUGAGGGUGAAAAAACUCUCCGAAAAGGCUGUUUUGCCUUCAAGAGGUUCUCCCCUCGCCGCAGGCUACGAUCUUUCUAGCGCGACGGAGACGAAGGUGCCAGCCAGAGGAAAAGCUCUUGUACCAACAGAUCUGAGCAUCGCAAUCCCGGAGGGAACCUACGCCCGUAUUGCGCCAAGAUCGGGGCUAGCGUGGAAGCAUUCGAUAGACGUGGGAGCAGGAGUCAUAGAUGCGGAUUACAGGGGUCCAGUUGGGGUGAUUUUGUUUAAUCAUUCGGAUGUUGAUUUCGAAGUGAAAGUAGGCGAUCGAAUUGCCCAGCUGAUUAUUGAGGAAAUCUUGACCCCUAAUGUUCUAGAGGUUGAAGAUUUGGACUCCACUGUCAGAGGUGAAGGGGGUUUUGGAUCUACCGGCGUCUGAACAUCUUUGUUGGUGGACAGCCAUGUUAGACUUCUACGGUAUCAUAAACUCAAUGUUUUGUGGUUGUUUUAAUGAAGAGGUGGUGUGCAACCAAAUGACUUGUUUUGCAAUCUUCAGUUGUACGAAAUAGAGGUUGAUACUGCCCUUUAAAUGCUUUUUUCUUCUGUAAAAGGCAGAGCCAUCCAUUGUUUAGGGUGGAUUCGAGGAGUUGAACCACGAUAAGUUUGGCAUGAGCUUAGUUUAAGUCUAUAAUACCCACAUCAAAUUUAAACUUAUUUGAAUUGAUGGACAGUAUUGUCAAA